GCUUUCCAAACAAUCUCCGCCACAUUUUCACUAUAUUAACAACUUUCCAUGGACGAGAAACAAAGACUGGCCGAUCUCGAGGCGAAACAGAGCCAGUACUUGAACCAGUACGGCCAAGAAGUUCCUGCUCAGCAGCAGCACCAUGCGCCGGCGGGCGACACAAAGAACGAAGGUUACCAGACAAGCAGGGAUGUGUAUCCACCGUACACGCAGGCAGGCCCUGUGAGCCCCUAUGGACCCGGCAGCCAGAGCCAGCCCGUCAGCCAGGCAGGACCCGCCAGGCAGGAUCCCCCGCAGUACAGCGACGUGGGCCCUGUCCCCCCUGGGCAAUACUCAAACGACCCGUACGGUGCACAGGCAAGCAGCAGCCGGCACACAGAGCAGCCGCCUCAAUACCAAAGCAAGGCGAACCUGCCGCAGGAACCGGCUAUCUCCGGACAGCAGAUGAAGCUCGACCCAGGCACGUACAUUGAGAUUGAGGGGGCGCCAGCACAGCUCAACUGUCCGUACUGCCAUCUACCGAUUAUUACUCAGAUCAAGACAAAGACCGGCACCAAGACGGUGGUAGCUGCCGUGGCCAUUGCGGUCGUUUUCUGGCCGCUGGCGUUCAUCCCGUUCGUGUCGAAGCGCAUGAAGAAGUCUGUCCAUGUGUGCCCGCACUGCAAAAAGAACCUGGGCAAGGUCGUCACUGUAUCUGCAGUUCGGCCCGUCCAGCAGCAAUGAGUGUAGAGCUUUUUUUCUUU
Molecule: messenger RNA, 743 nt
Organism: Linderina pennispora
Lineage: Eukaryota; Fungi; Kickxellomycota; Kickxellomycetes; Kickxellales; Kickxellaceae
Exons: 1
Coding region: 49-723 (224 amino acids)
Molecular function (GO): zinc ion binding
Source: RefSeq, a predicted model, not a curated record